AUGGACUUUGACAGGGCAGCUGAUGAUGAGCUUGAAUUCUCGGUGAAGUCGUCGAAAAACAUCAAGGUGCAUAGCACUUUCGAGGGAAUGGCCCUAAAGCCCGAUCUUCUCAAGGGAAUCUACUCCUAUGGCUUUGAGGCUCCUUCAGCUAUCCAGAGCAGAGCUAUCAUGCAAAUCAUCUCUGGCAAGGACACCAUAGCCCAGGCCCAGUCCGGUACGGGAAAAACGGCGACCUUCUCUAUUGGAAUGCUUCAAGCGCUAGAACCGAAAUUGCGCCAAACUCAGGCCCUUGUGCUUUCUCCAACCAGAGAGUUGGCUACCCAGAUCAACAGCGUUAUCAUGAACUUGGGCAACUACAUGAACAUCCACACACAUGCCUGCACUGGUGGCAAGCAGGUGGGCGAGGAUACAAAGAAGCUCGGUCAGGGGCAGCAUAUUGUCAGUGGAACCCCUGGACGAGUGCUAGAUGUGAUAAAGCGGAGACAUCUCCAGACGAGAAGCGUAAAGAUGCUUAUUCUCGAUGAGGCCGACGAGCUCAUGACCAAGGGGUUCAAGGAGCAGAUCUACGAAAUCUACAGACAGCUCCCGCUGACGGUCCAGGUGGUGGUGGUAAGUGCAACCCUCACAAGAGAGGUUUUGGAGAUGACCUCCAAGUUCACCACGGACCCUGUGCGUAUUCUUGUCAAGCGUGAAGACGUGACAUUGGAAGGUAUCAAGCAGUACUACAUUCAGUGUGAAAAGGAGGAGUGGAAGUUCGAUACGCUCUGUGAUCUCUACGACAACUUGACCAUAACGCAGGCGGUCAUUUUCUGCAACACCAAGGCCAAGGUGACAUGGUUGGCUGAGCAGCUCCGAAAGGCUAAUUUUGCCGUGGUGGCCAUGCACGGCGAUAUGAAGCAGGACGAAAGAGACCUGAUCAUGAACGAUUUCCGUUCUGGUAACUCCAGAGUGCUUAUAUCGACAGAUGUGUGGGCCCGAGGCAUCGAUGUGCAGCAGGUUUCCUUGGUUAUCAACUACGACUUGCCUUUGGAUAAGGAGAACUACGUGCACCGUAUUGGACGUUCCGGUCGUUUUGGCAGAAAAGGAAAAGCCAUCAACUUGUUGACCAAGGAGGACCGAGACGAGUUCAAGGAUUUGCAGCGGUACUACAAAAUUAAGAUUCGUGAGAUGCCUGUGGACUUUGGUGGGUAA
This is a messenger RNA of Candidozyma duobushaemuli, 1191 nucleotides long. RefSeq names its product ATP-dependent RNA helicase (gene FAL1). Gene Ontology annotation, cellular component: catalytic step 2 spliceosome; nucleolus. Lineage: Eukaryota; Fungi; Ascomycota; Pichiomycetes; Serinales; Metschnikowiaceae. Bases 1 to 1191 code for a protein of 396 amino acids. Gene Ontology annotation, molecular function: mRNA binding; RNA helicase activity; ATP binding. The transcript has a single exon. The record is from RefSeq and is a predicted model, not a curated record.